CCUUUUUUCUCUGCCGGUUGAGAACUCGUUUGUCUCUCUGCCCUCACAGUUCAGCCGAAAACAGUAUCGUCGGAACCCUAGCCUCCAUGCCCCAUGACUAGAGCCUCCUCCUACCCUCGUGGUUUCUCUUCGUAGACAUCUGGACCGUGAUCGCAAGGUACCGUUGGCACGUCAGAACAUCUGCCGAUGCGAACAAUCCUGUCUGACCAAUGAAGGUUCCGGUAGAUCUGAUGAGACUCCGACAGCCGUGUUGGAGCCGGUGACGGAACUCAACGUGCCGGAGGCAUGGCAGGAUGUCCUCGCAACAGCUGAGCGAAGUCUUCCCGUUGUUCGAUUGGACUGAACCAAGCUUCUGAUCGAGUCGAGUUGAUCCCAUGGCGUUGACGACAUGGCAGCCUUCACUGUGGGCCGACCUCCUGCCGGAGCUCCUAGGACGGGUCAUUGCCCGACUCCCGUUUCCCGACGACCUCGCCCGCUUCCGUGCCGUGUGCCGUACUUGGCACUCGGCCGUGCGGGAGCACGCCCGUCCUGGGCUGCCGUGGGUCCUCCACUCCGAUGGCACUUUCGUCACCCACGAUUAUGGUUUUCAUCGGCGUGUUCCUUUCCCUGACAAUACAAGAUUCGUGGGUGCCGAUGGCAGCUGGCUCGCUCUCUACCGCACCGAUGGCGCCAAUGGUGGACGGCGCAGCUAUCUUCACCCGUUCACCAAAACUACGGUGCCGCUCCCUGGCCUAGACUCUGUCAUCGGGAAGGUCCAUGACAGGUUUAAUAUUCGAAAGGUGCUCAUGCGGUCUGACCAAGAUGAUAUCAUCGCCGUGACGACCAACAGUGGAAAUUACCCACUCAUCUUGUGUCGUCCUGGGAAACCCGGUGCAUGGUUCCCUGAACAAGGAGAUGUAGCAUAUGCCUCUAUAAAUGACAUCGCCUUCCACGGGGGAAAUCUCUAUGGGAUCACCUAUGACAAGGAGCUUGUCAUGCUGGGCCUUGACGAGGAUGACGAUGGCAUACCUGCUGUUGCAAGUGCUGGAUGUGUUAUCGAGUACAUGCCGGAUGAUGACGAGGCAUAUGAGGAAGAAGCGAAUGAGGAUGGUGGAGAAGCAUCAAGCAAUGAAGACGAAGAUGAGGCAGAGUACAGUGACAUGUCAAGCUUUGAUGAGGAGGGCGACGAGGAUGGGGAAUCAUCGAGCAAUGAUGACGAAGAAGAGGCAGAUUACGACGAGGGGCUGUCAAGCCUUGAUGCAGGUGACGAUGACCAUGAAGAUUUUUCAAGCAACGAGGAUGAAGAAGAUGCGUUAAAUCUUAUAAAUGGUCUAGAUGACUAUGAAGCUAACAAUUUCACAUACUAUGAAGGUGAUGGGUUAAUUCCAGAACGCGCUGAGUUCCUUGAGGAUGGUUACUACGAGCACGGAGGAGACAUGCCCAACGAACCAAGGGAAUACAUAUUUAUUUUUCGAUAUCUCAUCGAGUCGAAUGGCAAGUUGCUCAUGCUAAGGCGACGAGAGCGCACACAAAAUUGCUCCGAUAGCUACAUUUUAGAUGUGGAGGUCCUAGAGGCAAACUUGGGCACAUGCAAGUGGGUUCCAACUGAUAUGGCUGGCAGACUCUACGUGAGUGACCGUAACUCAAAAUAUGUUUCUGCGCUUAGCGGCGAGGAUGAGAAUGAGUUGGCCUUCUACUUUGUGGAUGAGCAUGACGAGAUGGACCCAGAAUCUCAAACUCCUGAUGAAAUCAUGGGGAGUAUGGCAACGUGGUUUUUCCCACGAGAGUUAGUUGUUUAAUUAGUAGUGAGCACUAGUUUAGUUCAAAUGUCCAUCUUAUUUUUGCGCAGUUUUCUUUAUGGAUUUGCAUCACGCUAAUACUACAUAAUGUGGUAUUGUAAAAGACUUUUAUGAGAUAAUAUUUUAGAAGUAUUUAUAUGGCUAUAUGCAUCGCUUGAUGCAGAGCUGGCGUCUAUUUUUCCCUUUCCAGAAAAAUGGACGUCUUACAAAUUGAGGUGACGUCGCUGUAAAAUAAAAAUGUCAGA
Messenger RNA from Lolium perenne, 2023 nucleotides. RefSeq lists its product as uncharacterized. NCBI's taxonomy places the organism in Eukaryota, Viridiplantae, Streptophyta, Magnoliopsida, Poales, Poaceae. The record is from RefSeq and is a predicted model, not a curated record. Gene Ontology annotation, molecular function: protein binding.